Rotaria sordida is the source of this 204-nucleotide messenger RNA. The record is from the annotation of a GenBank genome assembly. NCBI's taxonomy places the organism in Eukaryota, Metazoa, Rotifera, Eurotatoria, Philodinida, Philodinidae.
AUGUCACAAACACAUAUUGCUACACAAGACAUAAUUGAUAUUGGACGUAAACAUUAUGCUGAUAAUGAUAAAGAAUUCUUUACUAUUGAUGAUUUUAAUAAAAAUCAUCGAUCAAAUGAACCAAUUCGAUGGUAUACACGUGAUUCAUAUCUACAUAGUUCAUACAUUUAUCAAUUGAGACAUUCAAGAAAAAUGUUAAUUUAA